This is a messenger RNA of Penicillium canariense, 1044 nucleotides long. Its product is annotated as PP2C family serine/threonine-protein phosphatase. The transcript has 4 exons. Gene Ontology annotation, molecular function: cation binding; protein serine/threonine phosphatase activity. NCBI's taxonomy places the organism in Eukaryota, Fungi, Ascomycota, Eurotiomycetes, Eurotiales, Aspergillaceae. The coding region runs from base 1 to 1044 and encodes 347 amino acids. Gene Ontology annotation, biological process: protein dephosphorylation. The record is from RefSeq and is a predicted model, not a curated record.
AUGGUCCUUGCUCACAGAAAGCUAAGGGACCAGAUGCUGCGCAAUACUCUCAUGUCUACGUCGGAUGCGGUCUUGCUCUUCGAUGUUGGAGCAGGUCAGGUAGCCGCCUCCCUAUGCCCGUCUCUGAUAACAGCUGGACUGACUCGCGGGAAACAGGCCCAAGGAAGUAGACCGUCCCAGGAGGAUCGGUACACAAUCGUGCUGCCGGAGCAGUUCCCCGCGAAGACAGACGACCAGAUUGCGUUCUUUGCGAUUUACGAUGGGCAUGGGACUGGGCUCGUUGCAGACCAUGCCAGCAGGAAUCUACACCACUUGCUUGCUAAACGACCGGAGUUCGAUCGAGGGGACUACGCCGCUGCUAUGCAGGCUGCCAUGGCCGAUGAGGAUGGCGUGCUGUUGGAGUAUUUCAAGCACGAGUCUGCAGAGCCCGCGGUGUCCGGAUCAACCGUUGCGGUGUGCUUGAUCAACUUGACGAAAGGGGAGUUAGUGGUCUCCAAUCUGGGCGACUCGCAUGUCAUUUUGGCCGAGCGUGAUCCCAAGACGGAAUUUCCCUACCACAUUCGCCGCCUCACGCAGACACACAAGCCGGAGAUGCGCAGCGAACAGGCGCGCAUCAAGGAGGCCGGGGGCACCGUGCAAAUGCGGGGCGGAAUCGCUCGGCUCGGAUCCCUGAACAUGUCUCGGGGGUUGGGCGACCUGCAGUACAAGAACCCGGUGAACACCGUGGAGGAUGAUAGCUUGACGCCCCAAACACGACGCGCCUCGUCGUCAUCGACGCCGAUUCGUGGGGACUUCUUGUCUAACGACCCACACACCUCACGGCGCACACUGCAGUCAGACCGCCGGUACCUGCUCGUUAUCGUGUCGGACGGAGUCAGCGACCGCACCGAGGAUGCGGACCUGAUCCAGCACGUGAUGAAGCUGUCGAUGCGCGGGAUGCGAGCCAGUGAUAUUGCGCAGGAGGUGGCCAGCACCAGUGCUAGCUGUUCGAAGAGCGACAAUGCCUCGUGUAUUGUUGUGAUGGCGGAUGGGCAGCAUUCGUGA